Messenger RNA from Hydatigera taeniaeformis, 2841 nucleotides. Lineage: Eukaryota; Metazoa; Platyhelminthes; Cestoda; Cyclophyllidea; Taeniidae. The record is from the annotation of a GenBank genome assembly.
AUGGUGAAUAAGCCUGCUCAAGACAUUGCUGGCGAAUCACAAAGGAAGAAACUGUUUUCCAUCUCGAGAAGUUCUUGCAAAACAGAUGAAUCUGGCAAGGCGAAUCGUCUCCAAAUGGGUGGAGAUAAGGAUGAGCCCACAAAACGCCAAAUUGUAAGUUUACUGGUUUAUUAUCAGGGUGAGAACAUGUCAAGGGAAUUCGCCAAACAUCUGAGCUUCCGCCUAAAUGGUCGAAAAAAUUCCAAAGACACCACUUACCAUGAGAUACCGCACGAUCACAUUGACUUCCGCUACGAGUGCAUCCGGUCUCUUGGAAAGGGCAGUUUUGGCAAUGUCGUCCUCGUGAUCGAUCACAAGGAGGGCAAGGAGUGCGCCCUCAAGGUCGUUCGACGCGAUAUCCGUUUCACCACACAAGCCAAAGAAGAAAUUGCCAUCCUUGAGCUGCUUCAAAAGUCGAACCCCAAUCCAAAGGGCUCAUGGGAUCAUUUCCCCAUCGUCAGGCUGAUUGAACACUUCAUGUUUCGUGAGCACAUGUGCCUCAGCUUUGAAUUGCUCGGUUGUUCUCUGUACGAUUUGAUCAAGGACAAGAAGGAUCAGGGUCUGCCCCGAGACCGGGUCAGGCGGCUCAUGGCCUCUGUCUUGAACGGACUCUCCUACGUCUGGAAGGCGGGAAUAAUACAUUGUGAUCUGAAACCGGAGAAUGUCCUUCUCGUCAGCCGUGCCUCCGACGGUGGUCCCGAGGACAUUCGUGAUCACGUCAAAAUAAUUGAUUUUGGCUCAUCGUGUUUCGUUGGUAAACAAUGUUAUCCCUACAUCCAGUCGCGCUUCUACCGAGCACCCGAGGUCAUUAUGCGAUUGGAGUACAGCCAACCGAUCGACAUGUGGAGUUUUGGAUGUCUCGUCUUUGAAAUGAUACGAGGCUACCCAUUAUUUCCCGGUGAAGACGAGUUUGAUCAAUUGGCUUGCAUGAUGGAAAAGCUAGGAAUGCCUCCAUGGACGAUGGUGGGACCAUCGCGAGUCUUUUCUCGCUACUUUGCUGAAGUCGAUGGUACGCGUAAGUAUUACCGACCGCAAGAUAAGCAGACACCGCUAAAAUUCAUCCCACGCUACUGUACAAUUCGUCAAGUGUCGGAGGGAGUUGCUGAGCUGCAGCCUAAUCUCUCAAAAAAAACUCGACGUCUUCGAAAACCGCCUGGUUCAGUACCCGUAGCACACGCUCUCGUCAGUACCUUGUCUCACAGCUCGGGAAAGUACACCGACUACGUACCGACGCCAUCGGAGGAGGUGGAUAACAUUCAUGUGGUGAGGUUAGUCGAAGCCUGUCUCAAUUGGAUACCAGAGAAACGGAUAAAUCCGGAUCAGGCCAAAACUUUUUCCUGGUUCAACUAUAAGUCCACCCAUUACAAUGGACUUACCCAAAUGACACAACUAUCACGACCCACCUUGUUUCCCAACCUAUCUGCAGCCUCGAGCAAACGCUCUAGUGAGUCCAGCCAAGUGUCGCUACUCGCGGAGACUAUUCCAUCUCAUAAGGCGCCUCAACCGAAUGGGGGAUUCCUUCCCGUUGUUCCGGUUUAUGCUGCUGCAACGGCUGCAGCUCCAGUGCCGGCAAUGCUUUCCUCCUCACCACACAAUAUCAUGGCGCCUCGAAAUAUCGCCAACCCGAUGGCUUUAACAAAUCCCGCAAGGAUUAAGAACAGUGCGAUCGCUGUAUCACCGACCGGUUUGGAGCCCUAUAGGAAGCAUGGAUCUUCAGCUUCCAUCUCCUCUGGAGAAAAUAAACAGGAAGAGAGGGUAAUAUAUCCGCGCAUUAACAACAAACCACCAAGUCCAAAAUCCUCCAUUGUUGAAUACAAUCCUGGACAUGGCUAUAAUACGAGUAAUUUGGAAAAGAAGGUAUCCGAUAUUUCGUUGGCAUCUCACACCUCCAGUAUCGACGAUGUAGCGUCACGUACAUUCGACAACCUACGAUACAUUAAACGAAAUGGAGUACAGGUGAACGAACGCUACUUGGAGCCGAGCACGCGUUCACGACGACGGAAUCAAAGCAUGGAGCCAAAAAGGCACACUCAACCUGUCGGAGGCGAGGAGGUGACAAAAGAGCCAAACAUUCCGCCUUUGUUUGGCUACAUCUCUAGUAAGACAGCUGCUAGGAGCUCCUCGGAGGAGGAGGACUCAGAAAGUAGUGGAAGACACAAUCCCAAUUCCUUCAAUAAAACAUCGCAAUGGGACAUCUCCGCUGUGGAUCGACGUGCAGGAAAAGCCAUCAAUACUGAUGUCCGAAGUAAAGCACCAAAAGUGCCGCAAUACCUGUCCUUCAACACGGAAGCGCUCAUUGCUGAUAGACGUCCAGCUUUAGCAAAAACACGAUCGAUGGGAGAGCAUUCAGAAACUUUGACACAAAACAAUUCGGAUGAUUCUGAGAUGUCGUCCAUUAAGAGACCAAUUUAUGACAGUUUACGACGACAAAAAAGGAACAACUCGAGAGAUCUCCUUAAAGAGCCCAGAUUUUUGGAGUCAGGGACUAAAAUUUCACCACAGCAGCUGAAGGAGCUCCAGUCCACAAUUCCCUCAAGAACUCGACCUUACGUAACCAAAGAUGGAGGUGGCAAGUUGACACAACCACACACUGAUCAUAGACGUCGUCGAUUUGCGGGCAAAUCCUCCUCCACCAAUCAACUGAGUGAGUUCCGGGAUGUGGGCCUUACCAACUCGCACUCUAUUGAGAUGCUGACGAAUACACGUCCGCGGUUAAAUGAAGCUGGUGAUAGUGACAACAACAGUUUCAUGGAUUUAAACAAAAUACAGUCCUCCAUCAUGAUGAUUAAGCCACAGACGUAA